Messenger RNA from Penicillium vulpinum, 2577 nucleotides. Its product is annotated as ribonucleotide-diphosphate reductase subunit RNR1. Gene Ontology annotation, molecular function: ribonucleoside-diphosphate reductase activity, thioredoxin disulfide as acceptor; ATP binding. The coding region runs from base 1 to 2577 and encodes 858 amino acids. The transcript is spliced from 3 exons. Gene Ontology annotation, biological process: DNA replication; deoxyribonucleotide biosynthetic process. The record is from RefSeq and is a predicted model, not a curated record. Lineage: Eukaryota; Fungi; Ascomycota; Eurotiomycetes; Eurotiales; Aspergillaceae. Gene Ontology annotation, cellular component: ribonucleoside-diphosphate reductase complex.
AUGUUUGUCUACAAGAGAGAUGGACGUAAGGAACGCGUGCAGUUCGACAAAAUCACCGCACGUGUCUCGAGGCUCUGUUAUGGCCUCGACCCCGACCACGUUGAUGCUGCAGCCAUCACCCAGAAGGUCAUCUCUGGUGUCUACCAGGGUGUUGGCACCGUCGAGCUGGAUAACUUGGCCGCCGAGACCGCUGCAUACAUGACCGUUACACACCCCGACUACGCCAUUCUCGCUGCACGUAUCGCCGUUUCAAACCUCCACAAGCAAACAAAAAAGCAGUUCUCUAUGGUCAUCUCCGAUCUCUACCAUUAUGUGAACCCCAAGAACAACAAGCCUGCUCCUAUGAUCUCACAGAAACACUACGAGAUCGUUAUGAAGCAUGCUGAGGAGCUUAACUCGGCCAUUGUGUAUGACCGUGACUUCAACUACAACUUCUUCGGAUUCAAGACCCUCGAGCGUUCAUACCUUCUUCGGAUUAACGGCAAUGUUGCUGAGCGUCCCCAGCACUUGCUCAUGCGUGUUGCUGUCGGAAUCCACGGUGAGGACAUUGAGAAGGCCAUUGAGACAUACCACCUGAUGUCCCAGAAGUUCUUCACUCACGCCUCCCCCACUCUGUUCAAUGCCGCUACUCCUCAGCCCCAGCUUGCAUCUUGCUUCCUGGUUGAUAUGAGCGCUGACAGCAUUGAGGGUAUCUACGAUACUCUCAAGACCUGUGCCAUGAUCUCUAAGACCGCUGGUGGUAUUGGUCUGAAUGUUCACCGCAUUCGUGCUACCGGUUCUUACAUUGGUGGAACCAACGGCUCCUCCAACGGUAUUGUUCCUAUGCUGCGCGUGUUCAAUAACACCGCACGUUAUGUGGACCAGGGUGGUAACAAGCGCCCUGGUGCCUUUGCUAUCUACCUGGAGCCGUGGCACGCCGAUGUCUUCGAGUUCCUCGAUCUGCGGAAGAACCACGGUAAGGAGGAGGUUCGUGCUCGUGACCUUUUCUACGCCUUGUGGACCCCCGAUCUCUUCAUGAAGCGUGUUGAGGCCAACGGCGAUUGGACACUCUUCUGCCCCAACGAGGCCCCCGGCCUGGCUGAUGUCUACGGUGAGGAGUUCGAUGCUCUCUACGAGAAGUACGAGCAGGAGGGACGUGGCCGCAAGACCAUCAAGGCUCAGAAGCUCUGGUACGCCAUUCUCGAGGCCCAGACUGAGACUGGUAACCCCUUCAUGCUCUACAAGGAUGCUUGCAACAAGAAGAGUAACCAGAAGAACCUGGGUACUAUUCGUAGCUCUAACCUGUGCACCGAGAUCGUCGAGUACAGUGCCCCUGAUGAGGUUGCUGUCUGCAACCUGGCUUCCCUCGCCCUCCCCACCUUUGUCGACGCUGCCCGAGGCGAGUAUGACUUUGGCAGACUCCACGAGGUCGUGCAGGUUCUCGUUCACAACCUGAACAAGAUCAUUGAUAUUAACCACUACCCCGUUCCUGAGGCGAAGAAGAGCAACUUCCGUCACCGCCCCAUCGCUCUCGGUGUCAACGGUCUUGCUGAUGCCUUCCUGGCUCUGCGUCUGCCGUUCGACUCCCCUGAGGCCAGACAGCUCAACAUCCAGAUCUUCGAGACCAUUUACCACGGUGCUUUGACUGCUUCCAACGAGAUUGCCGCGAAGCUGGGUACAUAUGAGACUUACGCUGGCUCUCCCGUCUCGCAGGGUAUCCUGCAGUACGACAUGUGGGACCGCACCCCCACCGAUCUCUGGGACUGGGCCUCCCUGAAGGCUAAGAUCGCCGAGACUGGUGUCCGCAACAGUCUGCUGGUCGCCCCUAUGCCUACUGCCAGUACCAGUCAGAUCCUGGGCUUCAACGAGUGCUUCGAGCCCUACACCUCGAACAUCUACUCCCGCCGUGUCCUGGCUGGUGAGUUCCAGGUUGUCAACCCUUGGCUCCUGAAGGACCUGGUCGACCUCGGCCUGUGGUCCGACAACAUGAAGAACCGCAUCAUCGCCGAUGGUGGCUCCGUCCAGAACAUCCCCAACAUCCCCGCCGAUAUCAAGGCCCUGUACAAGACCGUCUGGGAGAUCUCCCAGCGCACCAUUCUGCAGAUGGCCGCCGACCGCGGUGCCUUCAUUGAUCAGUCGCAGUCCCUCAACAUCCACUUGAAGGAGCCCACCAUGGGCAAGCUCACCAGCAUGCACUUCGCCGGCUGGAAGAUGGGUCUCAAGACCGGCAUGUACUACCUGCGCACCAUGGCCGCUUCCGCCCCUAUCCAGUUCACCGUCGAUCAGGAACAGCUCCUGGUUGAGGAUACCAACGUUGCUCGCUCUAAGAAGCGUACCGUUGCCACCGGUGCCUCUGCUUACUCAGCCAUUCCCCGUGCCGAGGCCGCUGUUGUCAAGGCCGCCGCUCCCGUCCAGGAGACCCCUCGCACUGUGGUUGCACCCGUUGCUGCUGCUCCUGCUGUCGAGGCCAAGACUGAGGUCGCUGAUGAUGAGCCUGAAGAUGCCGAGAGCAGGGCAAAGGAGGGCGAUAUCUUCUCCGAUGCUGCUCUGCAGUGCAGCAUCGAGAACAAGGAUGCUUGCAUCAUGUGCCAGGGUUAA